AUGUUAGAAACAGAGAAAGUGGAGGAAUUAAAGGCUGCCUCAGUGAAGAAAGCUGCAAAGAAAAAAAACAAGGUUGCUGAUUCGGUAAAAGAUGCAAAAAAAGAGAAAACCAAACCGUCAGCAGAAGCUAAGAAAGAGAAAAUUGCAAAGGUGAAAUCAAAGCUUCAAGCUGAUGCUAAAAGAGACAAACCUGUAAAAGGAAGAUCAAAACCUUCACCUGAUGCUAAAAAAGAGAGCCCAGCAAAGGAGAAAACUAAAUCUGCUCCACUUUCAAGAAAAGAGCCUGCAGCUGUACAACAGAAAAGGAAAUCGGUGUCUAAGAGGACAGCGUCGGCUGUCAAGAGCAAAGUCAAAGCUUCCAUAAAUAAGAAAGAUUCAGAGCCAAAACCGCAGCCACUGAGACUGAGAACGAGACCGGAAGCUGACAUGAGGACAAAUGUGACGUCUCAAGCUGAGCAGAAGAAGCCCAUCAGAAUCUCCUUUAAACCAGGAAAAACUACAAAGGCAGAGAAGAAACCUGUCAAAGAAGAUCCAGCUCUAGAUAAAGAGAAACAAUCACCCAAAACAAAAAACCCUGGGACUGAGGACAGUGUCACAGAUGGGACAGAAAAGAAGAAACCAAGCCAGAAAUACUUCCAGUGUAUCUAUUUCCCAGGAAAACAGGCAAACUAUCCUUUACGACCUUUCACCCCGGCCGUGUCCCCCGCCAUGUUGUCUCCUGCUGUACGAUCGAUGCUGGAGCAGAGAGCAGCCAGAGCUGCGGGGCAGUGACCCGACUCCCUCACAGAGACGUGUCAGUCAAUCCAACAGAGAUAUUUAAUUCUGUGACAUUCUUUGUUUGCAAUAACUGACACGGGCAAAAAGGGGGGGAAUCUCUUUGAUCUUUUAUUUAUUGAUUCAUUUAAUGGUCGAGCUCCUGGGUUUUAUUUUGAAAUGUUGCCGUUCCUAACAACUUUUUGCCUCUAUACACUGAAUAAUGGGACUUGUUGGUUCUGUAAACAUUACCUCGGUUUUUUAUGUAAAAAUUACUGCAAAUUGCCAUGUAAGUGCUUUUACUUCAAAAUGACACCUUUUAUGUAAUGUGUUACAUACAAUUAAUUUUUAAAUCUAUAUCCAUCAACAUGCAAGAACAUUUAUUUCAUCUUACCCAAUAGUAUUAACAAACCAGUU
Molecule: messenger RNA, 1170 nt
Organism: Cyprinodon tularosa
Lineage: Eukaryota; Metazoa; Chordata; Actinopteri; Cyprinodontiformes; Cyprinodontidae
Product: nucleolar protein dao-5-like
Exons: 14
Coding region: 1-771 (256 amino acids)
Source: RefSeq, a predicted model, not a curated record